Balaenoptera acutorostrata (minke whale) is the source of this 576-nucleotide messenger RNA. RefSeq names its product GTP:AMP phosphotransferase AK3, mitochondrial-like. Gene Ontology annotation, cellular component: cytoplasm. NCBI's taxonomy places the organism in Eukaryota, Metazoa, Chordata, Mammalia, Artiodactyla, Balaenopteridae. Gene Ontology annotation, molecular function: ATP binding; AMP kinase activity. The record is from RefSeq and is a predicted model, not a curated record. The transcript has 2 exons. Gene Ontology annotation, biological process: nucleobase-containing compound metabolic process. Bases 1 to 576 code for a protein of 191 amino acids.
AUGGGAGCGUCAAGGCAGCUCCUGCGCUCCGUGAUCAUGGGCGCCCAGGGCUCCGGCAUGAGCACCCUGGCGCUGCGCAUCAUCAAACACUUCCAGCUGAAGAAGUUCUCCAGCGGGGACGUGCUCCAAGACAACAUGCUGAGGGACACAGAAAUUGGACACUUAACACAGGCUGAAGUCCUGGAUAGAGUUUAUCAGGUACACCUGGUGAUGAACCUGAACGUGCCCUUUGAGGUCAUCCGGCAACGCCUCACGGCUCUCUGGAUUCAUCCAGCCAGUGGCCGCGGCUACAACCUCGAAUUUAACCCUACCAAAGCAGUCGACGUGGAUGAUGUGACUGGAGAGCCUCUCAUUCAGCGUGUGGAUGAUAAACCAGAGACACUUAUCAAGAGAAUGAAGGUUUACGAAGACCAAACAAAACCGGUCCUGGAAUAUUACGAGAAAAAGGUAGUGUUGGAAACAUUUUCUGGAACAGAAACCAAUCAGAUCUGGCCCUGUAUGCAUGCUUUCCUGCAAACAAAAGUCCCACAGAGACACCAAAAAACUCAAUUACCCCACGAGGAAAAAUCCUUGUGA